Messenger RNA from Engraulis encrasicolus (European anchovy), 3128 nucleotides. Its product is annotated as fez family zinc finger protein 2-like. Gene Ontology annotation, cellular component: nucleoplasm. Bases 299 to 1858 code for a protein of 519 amino acids. The record is from RefSeq and is a predicted model, not a curated record. Gene Ontology annotation, biological process: regulation of transcription by RNA polymerase II. Gene Ontology annotation, molecular function: DNA-binding transcription repressor activity, RNA polymerase II-specific; RNA polymerase II cis-regulatory region sequence-specific DNA binding. Lineage: Eukaryota; Metazoa; Chordata; Actinopteri; Clupeiformes; Engraulidae. The transcript is spliced from 3 exons.
ACAAGCAAUGGAGGACGUACUUGCACAUCCGCUGCUAGUUUGCAACAUUUGUGUUUACUACGCGUGAUUUGCGAUUAUAGUGGUUACACGAUAGUGUUGUUUAUUGCUGUGGAAAGUGACGGCGUGGUGAGCACGAGCGGCUCGUUGGCUGUAUGGCGCGUGAACGAUGUGUCUUGGGUGAAAGUAGAGUGCGAGUUGUAGCCUAUGUAGCUGGUUCACUGUUUUAACUGUUACCUUUCGUUUCAGUAUCUGUAACCCAUUUCACACAAUUCCUUACACAACACGUGCAUUUAGUAAGAUGAAGCCCCGUUUUAAAACCACCGUCGGGAGUAAGAGAGAGAGUGAAUCUAUGGCUUUCCAGCGCCCGGCGACGUUGACUGUGAGCAGUGAGCUUUCCACGUCUUUCCAGGAUGAGCUUGCUGCCACAAUACAAGGCGCAUUCGAAGUGGCGGUGGAAAUAGCGGUGCGAGAGGUCAACAAGCUUGUUGGCCAAGCCUUGGGGGACGUUCGCGAUCAGAUGCACGAAACAUUGCGAGAGAACAAAUCUCUGAAAUUACGCUUACAGACAGCUGAAAAGGAGCUGGACUAUGUGCGCCUGGGUGGUGUGGCGGAUGGGGAGGUCCAAGUAUCUGUUUGUCAUUCUGGUCACAUGGAUACCCCAGUCAUUAAUCACAGACUUAAAACAGAAAACCUGGUCGAGAAUCAAACAGAGACCACUCUAAAUGUGUCUGUAAAGAAAACGUCUGAUUAUUUAAUUGUAGAGGCUGAGGCUAGUUGUGAACGCAUUGAUGGUUCAUUCAGUGAGAUCUGUGAGGACGGACGAGUGUGCUCUCAGAGUUUUAACUCAACAGACUCACAUGAAACAGUCUCAUCAUUAGGCAAGCUAAAAGACGUAAAGCAAACUUCUACUCCCUGCCAAGAAAAUAAAGACUCAGCCAGUCACAGUGAUGAACGACAGUCACACGGAGAGGCCACAUCUUCAUAUGAGCCUACGUUAGAACUUCGGGUGAAGGAGGAGAAACCAGACUUGGACCUAGACUCUGGGGCCAUCCCGGGAACGGACUCUCAGCUGGGUUUUGAGGAUGUGGGCGAAGGGCCCGAUGGUUUCCUGUUGGCCCAGUCCAAGUUGCUGGAGGACUGGAGACCAGAAGCCCUGAACCUGCCUAGAUGUGACGCUAAUGCACUCAGCCAAGCUCACCCACCAUUGGUUGUGUCAAUGCAGCAGGCUACAGAGAUGACCUCCACGUCUGUGGGCGGUGUGCCUGUGUUCCCCCCUCCCCUCUCCAGCCUCUACCAGCCCAACGACUCUGCUCCCCUGACUAACCCUCCCCGCCAGAACUGCAACGUCCCUGUCAGGGUCAGCCUUCCUAUCCAACCCCCAUCCUCCUCCUCCGCCUCCUCCUCCUCCGCCUCCUCCUCCUUCAAGCUACACAUGUGUAAGUUCUGCGGCCGCCCCUUCCAGAGGCCCAGUGACCUGCGACGCCACCAGAGCCAGCACCACCGCUCCAAGCCGGCCAACAGCACCUUGCCCCGCACCGGCGGGCGGCCGCCCAAGCAGCAGAAGUUCCCGCCAGGCCGCAGUCCGUAUCACUGCAGCGAGUGCGGCCGGGACUUCAACCGCAUGGAGAACCUCAAGACGCACCUGCGCAUACACACGGGCGAGCGGCCGUACACGUGUUCGGCGUGCGGCGUGCGUUUCCGCCACUCGGGGGCGCUCACGCGGCACUUCCGCAUCCACACAGGCGAGAAGCCCUACGUGUGUGGGCAGUGUGGUAUGUCGUUUAGGAACAGCGGAGGCCUGCGCUUCCACCAGCGACUGCACAACCGCCAGACACAAGUGGGCGGCAUGGGGCAGUGAUCACUCUGCCCUGUGUAACGGAGGCCAACUAGCAGAGUGUGGCGUGGAACCUUAGUAAACUUUCCUCCCGGAGCCUCAUAGAGUAUCGGUGGCGCUGAACUAUCGGACUGGUCCUUUAGCUCAGCAGUAUCAUGUGGUGCCUCCCAUACCCGAACCGAUGCGCUGACUAGGAGGUGGCGAGUUCAAGACCCGAGGUGGACGGAUCACAUCAGUUACACCUGCAGAGUCCGUCAGAGUUGUGAAGUUACCUAUCGGUCCAUGUUGCCAUUUACCAUAUUCACUUGACAUAAUAGUGAUUGCUGUUGUAGAGUUGGAGUGUUUAGAGUGAGACUCUGUUUGUCAUCUUUAUCGAAAUUGAACCUGGCUGUUUCCAGACUUGCAUCAAACAAAGGCGUUUUUCGCGCUAGUGCUUUACCUCAGUAAUAUCUGCUGCUUUUCUUUUGCUAACAACAGCGAAACAAGCAAGGAAAAUGGCAAAAUUGUGCCUAGACCAAAACCACCCCCAACCUGUCACUGGGUGCUAUGGAGCAUGAGUUCACAUGCGGUCUUAGUGCACAGACGCGAUCGACGGUUCAAGUUGGGGUGUUAUCCAAACGCAGUAGCAUGAUGCCAUGUUGCAGUUUGUAAUAAUCCUGCUAACCAGCAAAUGAAACAGAAAACAGAAUGAAGAGCAGUAGUGGGUAAGCAAUGACCAAUACAUUGGAUUAGGAAAAUGUUAUGUUACUUACUCUCUUACUGUUAUUCAAGGGUGCUAUUUAGAGUUUUUAAUUAUUUAUUUACAGCUAUAGGAGUAAGGAAAUCCAACAUAAACAGGCAUACACGAUUAUGAAUGAACACAAACUUCAAAAAAAAUGAAAAAUGUGCCAAUGAAUGGUUCUAAUUUAUGAUGAUGUGAUUUUUUUUUCUUUUACCAUGCAAGCAAUGGUAUGACUAUCAUGGCCCUUUAAAAAAAGAUCAUUUAAAAAAUGUCCCCUUUUGUCCAAUUAUUUUCAAAUGAUGGUGAAUGGUGGUUGCGCCAUUGAUAAUUGUCAUAAUAAGUAUAAUGUAAUUAAAAGAACUCUGUGAAAUAGAAAUGGUCUUGUAUUAAUAGGAAAUAAUUGUGUAAUAUAUAUCAAAGUUCACAUAUAUGUUGAUGUCCUAAAAUUUAAAUAACUAUGGAAAUUCUCUGAACUUGUGUUGCAUGUUACAAAUGGUGCUGUGGGUUUUUUUCUUCUGGAAAGUUAAUGCCUUUCAUUUUCAAGCACAGUGGAAUAAAACCACUAUAAAAUAU